Phialemonium atrogriseum is the source of this 864-nucleotide messenger RNA. RefSeq lists its product as uncharacterized. The annotation marks the transcript as partial. The record is from RefSeq and is a predicted model, not a curated record. NCBI's taxonomy places the organism in Eukaryota, Fungi, Ascomycota, Sordariomycetes, Cephalothecales, Cephalothecaceae. The transcript is spliced from 4 exons.
GCUGCUGCCUCAUCCGAUUCGUCUGCCCAGCUGUCCCACAACAACUAUGGGCCACAGAUCAACGUCACCAUCUGGUUCCUGGCGGCCCUGUCGUCCCUGUUCCUUGCCCUGCGGAUAUACUGCAAGGCCCUGCGAAAACGCGGCCUCUGGUGGGACGACCACGUUCUCAUAGCUUCAUGGCUGGCUCUGGUGGCACAAUGCGCCUUCGUGUCAGUCACGAUCCCGCUCGGCCUGGGCCGCCCGAUAUGGGACUUCAAUUCGGACAACCUGGAGGACUUCCUCCUGUUCUCCAACCUGGCGGGCACGGCGGCCAUCCUGGCGGCGGCGUGGAGCAAGACGUCGUUCGCGAUAACCGUGCUGCGCAUCUCCGACGGCUGGAUCAAGCGCUUCGUGUGGUUCAUCAUAGUCUCGGUCAACGUCGCCCUAGGCCUCAGCAUAGCCUUCACCUGGGGCCAAUGCACGCCCUUUGAGAAGGUGUGGAAGCCGCUGAUCCCGGGGACGUGUUGGUUCAAAACCCCUGUCAUCAGGUACAACAUCUUCACAGCCGCCUACUCCGGCGCAAUGGACAUGGUCCUAGCCAUCAUCCCCUGGAGGAUCAUCUGGAGCCUCACCAUAAACAAAAAGGAGAAGUUUGGCGUCCUGUUCGCCAUGAGCAUGGGUGUAUUCGCCGGCGUAACCUCCAUGGUCAAAAUCACCAGCCUCCCCGGCAUCGCCUCCACAGACUUCACCGACUCCAACACCCAGAUCGUCAUCCUCGCCGCCGCCGAGAGCGCCAUAACCAUCAUCGCCGCCUCCAUCCCCGUCCUGCGCACCCUCCUCCUCCGCAACCCCGGUUUCGCCCCGGCCCCGACCAGCUUCCUCUAC